AUGGCUGAUGGUUGGAGUGAUCAAAGGCAAAGAACAUUGAUAAAUUUCUUAGUUUAUUGUCCUGCCGGGAUAUCCUUUGUGAAAUCUGUUGAUGCUUCAAAUUUUGUGAAAGAUGCUCCAACACUUUUGGCUUUAUUUUCUGAAGUAAUUGAUUGGGUUGGACCUAGCAAUGUUGUGCAUUUGGUUACUGAUAAUGCAGCCAAUUAUGCAUCUGCAGGGAGGCUGGUUCAUGAAAAGUACAGCAACAUUUAUUGGUCACCUUGCGCCGCACAUUGCUUGAAUCUUAUUUUGAAGGACAUUAGUAGCAUGGAACAUGUUGCUAAAUUGGCUUCUAAUGCUUCCAAGGUAACCGUAUUUGUAUAUAAUCAUAUUAUAUUUUUGGCAUGGUUAAGGAGAAGAUCAAGUUGGAAAGAGAUUGUACGUCCAGCAGUAACUAGAUUUGCCACCACCUUUAUCACAUUGCAGAACCUUCAUGAACACAAAAAUGACUUGCAAGCUUUGAUGACGAAUAGAGUUUACACGGACCAUAAGCUUUCAAGAAGUGACAAGGGAAAAGUAGUAAGUUCACUCAUUUUAAAUAAUAAAUUUUGGGAUGAUUGUUUGAUUAUGGUCAAAAUUGCUGGUCCACUUAUUAGACUAUUACGUCUAGUAGAUUCUGAUGAAAAGCCUUCAUUGGGAUAUGUUUAUGAAGGCAUGCGUAGAGCACGCAAGGCAAUCAAGCACAUGUUUAAGAAAAAAAAAAGUCUGUAUGCACCUUAUAUAAAAAUUCUUGAUGAGAGAUGGGAUAAACACUUGCGGAAGAAACUUCAUGUAGCUGCCUAUUUUUUAAAUCCCGCUUUCAUAUAUGAACCAAAUUUUUGUAAUAAAGUGGAGGUUAUGAGUGGACUUCUUGAUAUACUUGAUUCAAAGGGCGUGUGCUCUGACGGAAAGGAAGCAAUAAAAGAGAUAAAAUUGUAUCGAGACCGUUUGGGAAGUUUUAGUCGACAAAUUACUCUUACUACAUCAAAGACAUUACAGCCAGAUGAAUGGUGGAAGUUGUAUGGUCAUAGUGCUCCGAUCUUACAAAAAAUAGCCAUUCGACUUCUCAGUCAAACAUCAUCUUCAUCUGGAUGUGAAAGAAAUUGGAGUUUAUUUGAUCAAAAAGAUCCGCCAAUAGAAUUUGACUUGAACGAAUUGGCCGAAACUCUUUACGAGCAGGAUGUUGUUCUAUCACUAGAACAAAUUAAAAACCAAUCACAUUCUAAAGAUAAUGGAAGACAGGAUGAUAUAUACGACCUUACUGUAGAGAAUGUCGAAUUCAGUCUUCUUGAGUCUUUUGGUACUAUUGGUGAAAGCAAUGGUUCUGUAGCUGAAAAUAAUGAAAGUGCUGGAAUAUUUUUUGGAGGCAUGGAUGAUGGUGGUACAAAUAAUGACUUUGAUUAUAAUUCUUCUUUUAAUUUGAGAGAUGAAGAUGAUGAUACACAGCAGCCUUGA
This is a messenger RNA of Mercurialis annua (annual mercury), 1473 nucleotides long. RefSeq lists its product as uncharacterized. The record is from RefSeq and is a predicted model, not a curated record. Gene Ontology annotation, molecular function: protein dimerization activity. Lineage: Eukaryota; Viridiplantae; Streptophyta; Magnoliopsida; Malpighiales; Euphorbiaceae. The coding region runs from base 1 to 1473 and encodes 490 amino acids. The transcript is spliced from 4 exons.